Caenorhabditis briggsae is the source of this 252-nucleotide messenger RNA. Lineage: Eukaryota; Metazoa; Nematoda; Chromadorea; Rhabditida; Rhabditidae. Bases 1 to 252 code for a protein of 83 amino acids. The record is from RefSeq and is a predicted model, not a curated record. The transcript has 5 exons.
AUGGACGCCGCUAGAAAUAUAACUCAAUUGGAGAACAAAAGACUUACAAUUGAGCGGGAUCGUUUGGAAUUGGGUCAGAUACAGCUACCAGCCACUGUGGUGGAACUAAUGGCGGCCAACGCGCGGCUUUUGCAAGAACGUCGUGCUAAGGAUCAAAGACUACUUAAAUUCGAAGCUGCUGUCCAGCAUUAUCAGGCCCGAGAGCAACAAGGAAAUGUUCCAGGAGAACAAAAUCCAGGAAACCGAAACUGA